AUGAAGCGUGAGGAAGAUAACCCAAAUAUGGGAAUUUCACAAUCGAGGACAGAGCUUCGGCUUUCUUCUUUGUUUGCUUGGCUUGUUGGAAUUCUCAGUAAAGUUCCUUCUGCUGCAGCACAUAUGCCAAAAGGAGUUUUGCUUGAACUUCUUCGUAGAUGUCUUCUAAUAUCACAAUUUUUCAACAAGCAGCUGGUGGAUUCAGCAUUUCAGAUUACAGAACUGAUGGAUGACAACUCCUUGAUGCAGAAAGUUCAAAAGUUCUCUCACCUCAGUUUGUCCAAUUUAGAGCAGGCAGAUAAUCAAAGCUCUUUAUUAACUUCAAAUAACAUUUUCCAAUAUGAGGAAUCUAUACAUGAAGCAGAUAAAAAGCUAGAGUUAGUUAAACAUCAGAUUUUGAAAAGAGACAAGACAAAAUUAGCAAGGCAUAAAACCACCAUAUCAUUGUGCAUCGCUUCCAAGCUUGAUAGGAUGAAUCCUUCUUGCCAGGUUCAGCCAUCCCCAGAGAAUGAACCUAGGGUAUUCCUUAAAUCACAAUCACUUCACGCUAACUCCGUCUCGCAGAACAUAGCCUCCGCUCUCGUCAAUUCCAAUUGCAUCGGCGCCGUCUCCAUCUUUGCCUACGGCGACAUCAACCGCAUUCUGCGACCCAUCCAGCACGCCCUCUCCAGCACCGGCGUCGCUCUCAACCACAUCCCCGCCGAUGUGAAAGAUAGGGACAAGAACAUCCUAGUGGACAUGUUGAUAUGGGCACUAGACAAUCCCGCUCCCGUUAACUACUUGAUCAUAUCCGGCGACAUAAACCUCUCCACCGCGCUUCACAAACUCAACCUGCGAAGUUACAACAUUCUCCUCGUGCAUCCGCCACAAGUUUCUCCCUCCCUCUUCGCCGCCGCCAAAGUCGUUUGGCGUUGGACAAUCCUCUCCGCCGGCGGUGGCCCUCUCUACGUUGUCGAUUCCAACUCUGCCUCCGCCUCUGUUAAACCCACCCCUCUCCGAACAGCUUGA
Messenger RNA from Sphenostylis stenocarpa, 1008 nucleotides. NCBI's taxonomy places the organism in Eukaryota, Viridiplantae, Streptophyta, Magnoliopsida, Fabales, Fabaceae. The record is from the annotation of a GenBank genome assembly.